Messenger RNA from Mobula hypostoma (lesser devil ray), 4062 nucleotides. Its product is annotated as zinc finger protein 239-like. Gene Ontology annotation, molecular function: RNA polymerase II cis-regulatory region sequence-specific DNA binding; DNA-binding transcription factor activity, RNA polymerase II-specific. NCBI's taxonomy places the organism in Eukaryota, Metazoa, Chordata, Chondrichthyes, Myliobatiformes, Myliobatidae. Gene Ontology annotation, biological process: regulation of transcription by RNA polymerase II. Gene Ontology annotation, cellular component: chromatin; transcription regulator complex; PcG protein complex. The transcript has 2 exons. The record is from RefSeq and is a predicted model, not a curated record. Bases 940 to 1968 code for a protein of 342 amino acids.
GUCCUGAAGAAGGGUCUCGGUGUGAAACGCCGCCUGUUCUCUCCUCUCCAUAGUUGCUGUCCGCCCCCCCGAGUUUCUCCAGCAUUUUCUGCGCGUUGCUUUGGAUCAUUUUCGGCAGUUCAAACCAACGCGCAUGCGUGGUCGUCACGACCAAUCCCGAAUAUCACGCAUGCGCUGAGUAGACGAGAAGCUCCCAAUGACUGAUGCAGGUUUGAAAUGGCAGAACACUUGUGUGUGGGAAUCACAACCAUAACAACACAUUGGUUUUGCUGACUCUGUCUGGAUAUUUAAGGAGUGACCAAAUAUUUUCUUUGCAACACCGUCGAUCCUUGGAGAUGAAGAAGUAUCUCAUUCCAGCUGGUGAUGUAUUCUGUCUCUGAAAUGAAGUUUUCUGUUGUAACUCAGUGAAAUCCACUGGAACCGGGAGCUGAGAACACACCAGCAUUAAUUCACUCGAGAUCAGUUCUUCAACUGCAUUGAUUGUACAAGGAAUUCAAACAUCUGAAUUUCUGAAUUGCCAGAGAAUUGAUCGUAGUGAGAUAUCAUUCUCCUUCUCUCAGUGUGGGAAGAGGUUCACUCACAGACACACCAGUGAGUUCACAGUGGGGAGAGGCCAUUCACCCGCUCUGUGUGAGGGAGGGGAACCACUCAGUCAUCCAGUCUGAAGCUACAUCAGCAAGUUCACACCAUAGUGAGAUGCUCCACCUGUUCUGCAAGCGGGAAGCCAUUCUGUUAUUGAUGAUAAAGGUACAUCAGAAAAUUCACCAGUGAGAGAACAUCGACCUGCUUGGAUGGUGGAAAGGUAUUCACACACUCAACCAUGCCACAGUGACACCAGCGACUUCACAUGGGGAGAAGCCAUUCACCUGCUCUGAAUGUGGGAAAGGGUUCACUCAAUCAUCUGAACUGAAUGAACACCAGCGAGUUCACACUGAGAAGAUGCCGUUCACCUGCUCAGACUGUGGGAAAGGAUUCAUUCUGUCAAAUCACCUGCUGCAACAUCAGUUAGUUCACACUGGGGAGAGGCCAUGCACCUGCUCAGACUGUGGGAAGGGAUUCACUCAGUCGUCCCACCUACAGACUCACCAGCGAGUUCAUACUGUGGAAAAGCCAUUCACAUGCUCUCAAUGUGGGAAGGGAUUCACCCAUUCAUCUCAACUGAAGGAGCAUCAGCGAGUCCACACUGGGGAGAGGCCGUUCACUUGUUCUGAAUGUGGGAAGCUAUUUGCUCGGUCAUCUCAUCUGAAGUUACAUCAGCGAGUUCACACUGGGGAGAGGCCAUUCACCUGCUCAGACUGUGGGAAGGGAUUCACUCACUCAUCCAACCUACAGAGACAUCAGCAAGUUCACACUGGGGAGAAGCCAUUCACAUGCUCAGAAUGUGGUAAAGGAUUCACCCAGUCAUCUGAUCUGAAGUUACAUCAGCGAGUUCACACUGGGGAGAGGCCAUUCACCUGCUCAGAUUGUGGGAAGGGAUUCACUCGGUCAUCCCACCUACAGAGACACCAGCAAAUUCACACUGGGGAGAAGCCAUUCACAUGCUCUGAAUGUGGGAAAGGAUUCACCCAGUCACCUCACCUGAAGGAGCAUCAGCGAGUCCACACUGGGGAGAAGCCGUUCACUUGCUCUGAAUGUGGGAAGGGAUUCACUCAGUCAUCUCACCUACAGACACACCAGCGAGUUCACACUAGGGAGAGACCAUUCAUCUGCUCAGACUGUGGAAUGGGAUUCUCACACUUAUCCACACUACAGGGACACCAGCGAAUUCACACUAGGCAGAAGCCAUGCACAUGCUCGGAAUGUGGAAAGGGAUUCACCCAGUCAGCUGAAAUGAAGGCACAUCAGCGAGUUCACACUGAGGAGAAGCUGUUCAUCUGCUCUGAAUGUGGUAAGGGAUUCGCUCGGUCACCUCAACUGCAGCCAUUUAUAUGCUCUGAAUGUGGGAAGGGCUUCAUUCAACCAUUUUGACUGAAGCUACAUCAGCGAGUUCACACUGCGGAGAAACCAUUCAGCUGCUCUGAAUAUGGGAAGUUGGCAAUCUCAACUGAUUGGACAUGAGCGAGUUCACACUGGGGAGAAACCGUUCAGCUGCUAUGAAUGUGGAAAUGGAUUCACUCAGUCAUCCAAACUUGUGAGGCACUACCAAAUUCACACUAGGGAGAAAUUGUUCUCCUGCUCAGAUUGUUGGAAGGAAUUCACUCAGUCAUCUGACUUUAAAAUACAUCAGCAAAUUCACACUCACCUGUUCUGAAUGUGGGAAAGGAUUCACUCAACAUCUCAAUUAAGACUAUAAGAUAUAGGAGCAGAAGUAGGCCAUUUGGCCUUUCGAGUCUGCUCCGCCAUUCAAUCAUGGGCUGAUCCAAUUCUUUCAGUCAUCCCCACUCUCCUGCCUUCUCCCCAUACCCUUUGAUGCCCUGGCUAAUGAAGAACCUGUCUCUCUCGAUUUCUCCAGGAGGUGCUCAGGUAGUGAGGUUGUCUUUGGCUUCACUCCAUUACCGUUACUUUUUUUUUUAACUUAUGAUCUCCUUUACUUAAUUUAUUUUUACCUACACUAGAAGAUUUAUUCUAUACUACUGAUUUUUCCUUGAACUGUAACUGAAAUCUGAAGAAAUGAGCAAAGAAGUAAGUACAAGAUCUAAAGUGCGCGAACCUAAAAAUGGCAAGGAUUCCGACGGGAAUGGGGGAAAAGAAAAUUGAACCUAAGCAAACGGAUCUAUCUUAUGAUAUUCUGUUGAAUCUUUUAAAUGAAAAAUUUGAAGAACAACGUCAAAGUUUAACUGAAAAAUUUGAACAACAGCGUCAACGUUUUAAAGAAGAUUUAAAGUCAAUCACGGACUCUCUGAAAUCGCUUGAUUGUGAAGUUAAGCAACAUCAAAGUAAAAUUAUUGAAUUAGACAUUGAAUCUCAGAAAAGAGAUUUCAAAAUCGAGAACUUGGAUCAGAAAUGAUCUUUGACAACUAAACAACUGGAACAUUUUAAAUCCAAGAUUAUUGAUCUUGAAAACCGAUCUAGAAGACAGAACUUACGUAUAAUUGGUCUCCCCGAGGACGUCGAGGAAGGAGAACCUGCAAUAUUCUUCUCUCAACUUUUAAAGGAUGCAUUUAGUUCUGUAUUCCCCAAUGAUCCUCCAUUGCUCAACCACGCUCACCGUACAUUGCAUCUGAAACCGUCCUCUGAAUUUAAACGGAGGCCGUUGAUCUCCGGUUCCAUUAUUUUAGCAUUAAAGAGCAUCUUAUUCGAAUUGCCCGUCGGCAAGGUAUGAUUAAAUUUCGACAAUAUCCAUUCUGUUUAGUGGAAGACUUCAGUCCCUAAGUGAUGAAGAUGCGGCUGGCUUUUAAACCUCUGAUGUAGGAAUUUUACCAAAAAGAUCUCAAACCAGCCCUAUUGUAUCCUGCACAUUUAAGAAGUUCUCAUUCGGACGGAUCACGCUGUGUCUACCAUUCCACAAGCGCGGCUCAAAGUUUUUUGGACGAGCACUAUUCAACUGCUACAGAUACCUUGCUUCAAUUAAUGUUUAGCGCUCGCAUCAUCGGCUCUGUGUUUAGGUGCUCUUUUUUGAAAGCCUUUAAUCAUUGUAUGAAGAUGAUCUUUUAUAAGUUCUAGACUUUUGUCUUCGGUUAGUAGUGUAGGUAUUUUUCACAUCUCAAUUAAAGUUCAUUUUUCCUGCUGAUGUUACUUUUCUUUAAUUUAUUAAUUUUUAAUUAUUUGAUUUCUGACAUUGUCAUCAACAAUUUCAUGGUAAAUUUGUACUGUAUGGAGGAACGUUUUCUCUAUUUUUGGCUUCGUAUAAUUAAGAUGGCGUCUGUUUCCGUUUUCUCAUAAUAUCUUUUGUUCUUUUUGACUUCGCCAUUUUCUCAUGUUCCUUCUUCCCAUAAUUCCUUUCUUUUUUUGAAGUGCCAUUUUCAAUUAUUUAUAUUUGUAAUUAAUUAAUAAUAUGCAUCCAUGCUUACUUUUUUCAUUCAUUUUAGAAAUCAUAGUAUGUAGAUUAUUAUAGUACAGUGUUUGAUUUUUUUUUGGAUUUCGUGGAGUGAUUCUUUUUAACAUAUCUUUGGAAUUGCCUUC